Messenger RNA from Paramecium sonneborni, 363 nucleotides. NCBI's taxonomy places the organism in Eukaryota, Ciliophora, Oligohymenophorea, Peniculida, Parameciidae. The record is from the annotation of a GenBank genome assembly.
AUGAAACCUUAUUGUAAGAAAUCUACUGAGAUGAAGAUAGCUAUAGAUUAUUCUCAUAUGUAUAGUGAGUAAGUUUAAUUCUUAAGUUCAGAGCAUUUGGCAAAUAGUAUUAAUUAUAUAUUUCAGUUUGAUAAGAAAGUCAAAGAAGAACAAGAAUUUAGUAAAAUUUAAAAAUUUAAAUUAAAGCUUUUACCAAAGGGGAACUAAAAUCUAUUGCCACUUUUAUAAGUAAUAUAUUGAGGAUUAUCUUUAAGUAAAAUAUAAAAUAAAUAUAGCACAACCUAUAAAUCACAAACAAAAGUUUAGGAAGAACAAAGUCAUCAAUCUUAUCCAUUCUAUGGCUCAUGAAUUAGAAGAAUCAGA